This is a messenger RNA of Penicillium verhagenii, 1089 nucleotides long. RefSeq names its product N-methyltransferase. Gene Ontology annotation, molecular function: methyltransferase activity. Bases 1 to 1089 code for a protein of 362 amino acids. The transcript is spliced from 3 exons. The record is from RefSeq and is a predicted model, not a curated record. Lineage: Eukaryota; Fungi; Ascomycota; Eurotiomycetes; Eurotiales; Aspergillaceae.
AUGGCUCCGUCGGCUUCUUUUCUUGUGCAGUCACAACCCUCGUGGCUCGAGGCUGAGACCCAUCGUCCACGACUUGAUUCGUUUCCUCCAGCCACUCAAAUUCACCUUCAUGAUAUUCGCCGACAUACAGAUGAUGAAGGGUUAGUGACUCAAAUUGCAACUGGCCUCAAGUCUGAGGAGAAGUCACUGCCGUCUCUACUUCUGUGGAAUAAACGUGGCUUGGAGCUUUUCGAUGCUAUCCUGGACUCUGGAAAAUACUAUCCAGCAGUAAAAGAGCCAGAGUUGCUCUCCACAUGUAUGCCUAAGAUUGCACAUAGCAUUCCUUCGGGUGGAAGAGUCAUCGAGCUUGGUGCUGGAAACAUGAGAAAAACUGCAUUCCUUCUCCGGAACCUGGAAAUGCAACACAAGCACGUGGAAUAUUUUGCGUUGGACGUUAGUCAUUCCUCUCUCCGGUCCAGUAUUCGGGAACUGUUAGAGCUAUUUCCCUGGAACCCGAUGACCAAGAUCCAAGGUCUACUGGGGACAUACGAGGAUUGUAUUUCUUGGCUCCAUAGCCAAGGUGACCAGAAGAGCCCAGUAACGCUCUUGUGGCUUGGUAACAGUAUUGCCAACUUUACAUCUAGCGAAGCAUCGGAUCUCAUUGCACGCUUUUUCACUGCUGGUCAAGCAUCCUCCGUUCCUGUCCAGAUGAUUGCGGGUAUAGACGGUUGUCAAAGUGAGGAUGAGAUUGUUGAAUCCUACGAGAGCGAAAAGUCAAGCGAUUUCGUUCUUAAUGGAUUGGAAUAUGCAAAUAGCCUUCUAGGCACGGAAACAUUCUUGGCCGAAGAUUGGGGGUUUUGUGGUGAGUGGAACAUGAAGAAGUCGAUGCAUGAAAGCUUCUACGUUGCUCAACGCAAAAUCUAUCUCGAGAUUGAGGAAGAGCAAUUCCAAUUUAGACCCGGGGAGCGAGUUCGUGCCAUCCAAAGCGGAAAGUGGCCCCAGGACAAAGUAUCGGAUAUCUGUGCUGCAGCAAAAACAUCGAUUGUCAACACUUGGAGUAACCAGGAUGGAUCUUACGGGGUGUACUUAAUAAAGAACGCGUUUAAUUAA